This is a messenger RNA of Gopherus evgoodei (Goodes thornscrub tortoise), 3092 nucleotides long. RefSeq names its product macoilin 1 (gene MACO1). Gene Ontology annotation, biological process: neuronal signal transduction. The transcript is spliced from 11 exons. The coding region runs from base 125 to 2116 and encodes 663 amino acids. The record is from RefSeq and is a predicted model, not a curated record. Gene Ontology annotation, cellular component: rough endoplasmic reticulum membrane. Lineage: Eukaryota; Metazoa; Chordata; Testudines; Testudinidae.
AAAUUAUUUUUAUUUCUUUGUUUCUAAGGGGAGCGGGGAGAAAGCGGAAAAAAAAAAUCUCCCCGGCCUCGAAUGGUGGUGCCGUGAGCCGGGCGGGGCCGGGCCGGGGGCGGCGGCCGGGAGGAUGAAGCGGCGGAGCGCGGACUGCAGUAAACUCCGGCGGCCGCUAAAGCGGAACCGCAUCACCGAGGGCAUCUACGGCAGUACCUUUCUGUACCUGAAAUUCCUGGUGGUGUGGGCACUAGUAUUGCUGGCAGACUUUGUCCUGGAGUUCAGAUUUGAAUAUCUGUGGCCGUUUUGGCUUUUCAUCAGGAGCGUUUACGAUUCGUUCAGAUACCAGGGUUUGGCCUUCUCAGUAUUUUUUGUUUGUGUAGCAUUCACAUCAAAUAUAAUAUGUCUGCUCUUCAUACCAAUACAAUGGCUAUUUUUUGCUGCCAGCACGUAUGUAUGGGUACAGUAUGUCUGGCACACAGAGCGGGGUGUGUGUUUGCCAACAGUAUCGCUUUGGAUACUUUUUGUUUAUAUCGAAGCAGCAAUUAGAUUUAAAGAUCUUAAAAACUUUCAUGUAGACCUUUGUCGUCCUUUUGCUGCACACUGUAUUGGCUAUCCUGUUGUGACUUUGGGCUUUGGCUUCAAAAGUUAUGUCAGCUACAAAAUGCGAUUAAGAAAACAAAAAGAAGUGCAGAAAGAGAAUGAAUUUUACAUGCAGCUUCUCCAGCAAGCUCUACCCCCGGAGCAACAGAUGCUACAAAGGCAAGAGAGAGAGGCAGAGGAAGCAGCCAAAGGAUUAUCUGAUAUGGAUUCCUCAGUACUUUUGCAACACAAUGGAGGCAUUCCAGCCAAUAAAAAAUUAUCCACAACGUUGCCGGAGCUAGAAUAUAGAGAAAAGGGGAAAGAAAAGGACAAGGAUGCCAAGAAACACAACCUUGGAAUAAAUAACAAUAUUUUACAACCAGUAGACUCUAAAAUACAAGAAAUUGAAUAUAUGGAAAACCAUAUCAAUAGUAAAAGAUUAAAUAAUGAUCUUGUUGGAAGUACAGAAAAUCUCUUAAAAGAGGACUCAUGCACUGCCUCAUCCAAAAAUUAUAAAAAUGCCAGUGGAGUUGUGAACUCCUCACCUCGCAGUCACAGUGCAACUAAUGGGAGCAUCCCUUCCUCAUCUACUAAAAAUGAGAAAAAACAGAAAUGCAGUAGCAAGAGCCCAAGCACACACAAGGACUUAAUGGAAAACUGUAUUCCUAAUAACCAGCUAAGCAAACCAGAUGCACUGGUAAGGUUGGAACAAGAUAUUAAAAAGUUAAAGGCUGACCUGCAGGCAAGCAGGCAAACUGAACAGGAGCUACGUAGUCAGAUCAGUUCUCUGACUAGCACGGAGCGGGGAAUUCGAUCUGAAAUUGGACAGCUCCGACAAGAAAAUGAGCUGCUUCAGAACAAAUUACAUAAUACCGUACAAAUGAAACAAAAAGACAAGCAAACCAUCAGCCAGUUGGAGAAAAAACUGAAAGCAGAGCAAGAGGCACGAGCCUUUGUAGAAAAACAGUUGAUGGAGGAAAAGAAAAGAAAGAAGUUGGAAGAAGCAACUGCUGCACGUGCUGUUGCAUUUGCUGCUGCUACCAGAGGAGAAUGCACUGAAACUUUACGGAAUCGUAUCAGAGAGCUGGAGACAGAAUGCAAGAAGCUAACAAUUGACAUAAAGCUGAAAGAAGACCAGAUACGAGAACUAGAAAUGAAAGUUCAGGAGCUGCGGAAAUACAAAGAAAAUGAGAAGGAUACUGAGGUGUUAAUGUCAGCACUUUCAGCCAUGCAAGAUAAAACACAGCACUUAGAGAACAGCCUGAGUGCAGAGACAAGAAUUAAGUUGGAUCUGUUCUCUGCAUUAGGAGAUGCAAAACGGCAGCUUGAGAUUGCCCAAGGGCAAAUCAUUCAAAAAGACCAAGAAAUCAAGGACCUAAAACAGAGGAUAGCAGAAGUUAUGGCUGUGAUGCCCAGCAUAACAUACAAUGCAGCCACCAGCACUCUGAGUCCUGUUUCCCCACAUUACUCUUCCAAAUUUGUGGAGACCAGCCCUUCUGGACUUGAUCCCAAUGCCUCCGUUUAUCAACCCUUGAAAAAAUGAAUGCCAACUUUUUGCCCAACAAUUUUGUCAGACCGAAGGCAUCGCACAGGAGUAUCUCUUGCAGUCAAGAUGAAAUUGUAUUGUGUGCGACUGUAUUUGUCAUUUAAAACAGAAAGGGGGGAAAAAAAGAACAUCAAUAUUUGACUAGAACUGCCCAUCGGUUUUUCUUGUAAAUUUUUAGAAAACCUCACGGAACUUUGCAAUUUAUUUUUCUUGGCCAAUGCAUUAAAAACAACUCUUGGUUUUCAAGUAGACGAUUUUGCCUUUUUAUGUACUCCUGCAUGGUUUCCUCUUGAAAAACACAGGGAUUUGCUUGAUUCUGAACCCUUUCUUUUUUUAUUUUUAAAUAAUCAAGCUAAUAUUGCAAAUCAGAAUCAUAAGGGAUAAUGAUGAAAAUUCUUCACUUUUUAGAGUGAAAGGGUUUAAAUAAUCUAACAAAGCUUUGAUUUAUAGCUGUAUUAAAUAAAGGUAUGUAAUGUUACAGAAAAUUUAAUUACCCCUCAAAGGACCAAACAAAUUUAAGAGGCAUCAUUUAAGGGAAAGAAUAAGUAGCAAGAAUAGAUGAUGUGAUGGUGGUGGUUGUGUGAAAUAUAAAUAUUCCCAUUGGUGGUUUUAGUCACUGAGAAUUGCUAACAGUCUUGUUCACAGUGCCUUGGGAGAAGACAUUUCAAGAGGAAACUUGAUAGUUAAGCUAUUUUUUCCCCCUUCACUGUCAUCUAGCUUAUAUAUCAAGCUCAUUACAGAGUCUACUGCAAAUUGUUCAUGGUAAUUUGGAUGUUCAUUACAAACCACGGUUACAUCUUCUGUUUAUUUGAUACAAAAUCAGCAGUGUUCUGUAACUUGCCUUGAUUAUAAUGCAUCAGAGAAGGCACAAUAUUAAUAUAGGAAGCGUUAUUGUGAAGGCAGAAUUGUGCAAUGUAUUGUAUACAAGAGAUUGCAAAGCAGGCUAAUAAAUUUGCAGUUCUGGGUUUUUUAA